AUGAACCAAAAUCAGGUCUUUACCCCCAGCGGUAUUUCCACAAGAGGUGCCGAUUUAGAAACAAUUCCAAGCUCAAGUGCCGGUUUAGAUCAAGAUGAUCAACAAAGCCAAUUACAACAGGAUCAGUUGGAGAUGGUCUCAAGACCUUUGACUACAAAUUCACGUUAUCCAAUGGUGGAAUCAUAUUCUCAAUUAAUACCACAACCAACUAAUAAUUCAUUCUUCACAAGUUCAUUAUUGGAUAAAUUUCAAAAUGGAUCUCAACUGACUUCUUCUUCAUUACAUCUGAAAUUCUCCAAAUUGAUUAAGGCUGAAAAGAAGAAAUUACAAAAACAAAAUGAUUUAAUUAAAGAAAUUCAAAAUUGGUGUAAUAUUUUGACAAAUGAUGAAUGUAAAAAAUUGUUGUACAAUUAUAUCAAGAUCUUGGAACUAGAAAUUGAAACUUUUGAUCAAUUGAUUAAAAAGAGAGAAGUUAUUAAUAGUCAAUUGUUGAAUGUUAAUAAAAGAGAGAAAAGAACAACUGAAUUGAAAUUGAAAAGGAAUAAAAUAUUGGUUAAAUUGAGGGAAAAUGAGAAUAAAGUUGGUGAUAGUCCAAUUACAACUUUAACUAAAGAGAAUUUAGAAGAAUUGGAAUGUUCAGUUGAGAUAGUUGAAGAUCAAUUCAUAAGAAGUAUAAAUACUGGGUUAAGAAAUUCUUUGGCUGAGUAUGCUGUUACAAUUCAAAAUCAAAGUUGUAAAUUCAAAGAUACAUCCAAAAAAUUCCUUGAAAAUUAUUAUUAUAUGAAUAACAUGUCAACAAAUAAUAGUACAGCAUCUGGGAAUAAUAACAAUAAUAAUUUGCAUAGAUUACUUUUACAAAAUAAGUUGAAUAGUGCAAUGCAAAUGUCAUCAAGAGAUAUAUCAACCUCACAUACAAACAAUCCAAAAUAUGUCGCCUUGUCCCCAAAUCAAAUUGGGAAAUACUUGGAUAAUAGGUUUAAUAAUGAUCCAGAAAACAACAGUAAUUCAAGCAUGCCACCACCAUCUUCAGCUCAACCAAGUGCAAGUGAAAACCAAUCAAGACAACAACAAAACCAAAGUACUGUAAUAAAUAUAACAAAUGAAGAAUUGAAAUCUAAAGGAAUUACACCAUCACAUUAUCCAAGUAUUCAACCUGGUGUAACAAGUGGACCACCUCCAACAGCUUCAACACCACCUAAUCAAAAACAUCAUAACUCUGGUAAGAUUGAAGAUUUAAACGGAAGUAACAAUAACAGCAAUGCCGAUAAUGAUCCAACUGGCUAUACCAUCAAUCAUUAUAGUACGCCUGGUGCUUUGGGUAUAAGACCAGUUUCGUCAAAUGUUCAUGAAUGGACAUGA
Messenger RNA from Hansenula anomala, 1359 nucleotides. RefSeq lists its product as uncharacterized. Bases 1 to 1359 code for a protein of 452 amino acids. NCBI's taxonomy places the organism in Eukaryota, Fungi, Ascomycota, Saccharomycetes, Phaffomycetales, Wickerhamomycetaceae. The record is from RefSeq and is a predicted model, not a curated record. The transcript has a single exon.